Messenger RNA from Myxocyprinus asiaticus (Chinese sucker), 3617 nucleotides. RefSeq lists its product as uncharacterized. The coding region runs from base 151 to 1776 and encodes 541 amino acids. The record is from RefSeq and is a predicted model, not a curated record. The transcript has 9 exons. NCBI's taxonomy places the organism in Eukaryota, Metazoa, Chordata, Actinopteri, Cypriniformes, Catostomidae.
GAAGUGUCUUUCUUUGGCAGGUUGGGGGCGAGGAAGAAGGGUUGGAAAAGAGGAGGAAGAGCAAAAUCGCCAUUUAAAAAGACAUCUCGUCUUCAUUUAACCUGCCAUUUGCUCUUUCUGAUUUGGAUAACGUAUAUUAAGAAAUCCAUAAUGAGCAUCUUUGGUGUGGCAGUUAUUAGCACCCUACUGUGCUCUGUUUGGUCAUCAACCAUUAAAGCAAAAGAUGAACACCGCACUGCUUUCUUUGGGGAGGAUAUUCAUAUUCCCGUGCCGGCUUUAGACACAACAGAGGUGAUGUUCAAGCCGAGGGUGGAGCCGCUGUCUGAGCGGGUUCUCCUGCGGAACAGGGACCUUCUGAAUCCGAGAGCCAAACUGAACACUCACAUCAGCCAGUUGAUUCUGGAGGAUGUGGGCGAGGAAGAUGAGGGCACAUAUGUGGUGAAGAAUUCUUUGGCUCCAGCUGAUGUCAGACGGAUCAUUCUCAUUGUUAGAGACUGUGCACUAGAGACCGUGGUGAAAUAUGGAGACACAUAUCACAUCCCGAUCAACCCUACGAUUGGUCCAUACACCCUUGAGUUCAGGUAUGGAGGUCAGACUAAUGUUAACCAGACCACAGAUGCACCACCUGUGCUGCUUUUCAACCGGACUGCUUUCCCUAUGGAAGAGUACGAGAACCGUCUCACAGUCAACGAGAAAAGGGUAAACCUUCAUUUGGUCACAGGAGCAGAUGAGGGCAGCUACACCAUCGUGGACAGUGAUGGAAAAGUCAAAAUGAGGGCCUGUCUCAAUGUGAAAGAUCACCAGAUCUUUGAGCACUUGAGUUAUGGAGGAACCCUGAAGAUCAAGCUCCAUGUGGAUCACACCAAAGUUAAAAUGGUCUACAUUCCUGACACUGACCACAAGGAGCAACUCAUCCUGGACCAGGGAGAGUUGGUGCUGCCUCUGGAUCCUGCCUUGGAGGGUCGAGUGUCUGUUGAAGGAUCUUUGUUCUUCCUGAAGAAAGUCAAAGUCAGUGACAUGGGUGUCUUUAGAGUGAUGGACUUUUCAGGCUUCCGGAUAGCUGACGUUUACCUUCAUGUUGAGUCCUAUAAGUUGCCACAGUUCUACGUAGCAAUCAUCUCCCUGCUGUCUCUGCUUGCGUUCCUGCUGUUGGUGUGUCUACUGUCCUGUCUGAUUAGGGUUCACCGUCGGGCAGAGAGAGAACGUAAGAUCACCCUAAUCGCUCAGCAGGCUGGCAAGGGUGAUGGAGAGGCAUUCAGACAGGUGGUUAGUGAAGCUUAUACUAGAUUCGCAGAGGACUCCACCAUGCAGUCCACAUGGGAGAACAACACUGAGAGCACAGAAGUUGAGAUCAAAGGACUUGAGGUAUCAAAACCAGGUCAGUACCAGGCUCUCCCUUCUGACAAAAACUUCUUGGAGGUGAAUGACUCGGGUGUGGAAUUCAAUUCAUCCACGCUCCCUCUGGACAGUGAUACAGACGUACCAGACAAUUUCACCUCUCACAAGCUCCUUCUUGAGUCUGACACUCUCGCCGGUGUCCCCCCAGCCAUUUCUGAAGGUGACCACAGUGCCACUCGCACCCCUGAUUCUGUCCUGAGUGCCAGCCCGGUGGUCCAUCCCAAAUCUGGGGCUCAAACAGAUGGUAAUUUGAUUGAAGCCACCAUACCUGAAGGAAUGGCCAAAGCGAAUGAGCUAGAAGCAAAGACGAGCAAAGAUGCCUCGCCACUUUCUGAGAAAGUCAUCACAUUGGAUCCAGUCACUGGAACCACAACCUGAGGACUGUAAGGAAAUACAUCAGUAUUCUUAGUCUCACUAACCGACUUAUCAGUCUCUACCUUUACACCAAUGUGAACACUUUUCAUCUGUAAUUCAUCUGGCUUGGACUCAUCUGAUCUACAACAAAUGCUUGUCGAACAAGCAAAAAAACUUAAUCCCAGAAGACAACACAAGAGUUGACAACACACUCAAAUUAAUGAAAUUAACUUUGGACAAAAACAAUGAUUAAAUGGACCCACACAAUGCAUGCCUUCGAAUUACUGAAGAGUUCUUGACUAUCUAGCAGCCAAAUGCCAGAUUAGAGUGAUCAUGUAGUGCAUGUGAAGAAGAAAAAUAAACUCACAACACAUUUCAAGACAAACAUAUAGAUGGUAGAUUUUUAACUACUGAACCAUGCUGCUGGAACUGAGGCAUUUAUGAAAGUGUCAAACUGCCUGAAAUUCAAAGGAAGCUUUAAGCAACAUCUGAAGAAAAUGGGUGUCCUACUCUCAUAUUUUCCAAAGAGUUCAUGUACCAAAUACCAGAAGAAUACAUUCUGAGAUAUUUUGAGAGUUUCUUCAUUUGGUCGACCACUUCAACUAGACCUGGUGGGAACUCUUUGUUUGAGACCUUUUAAAGUCAAAACCAACUUUGAAGUGCAUUAAUAAUUUUUGCUUAUGGUAAACUAAACACCCUGAUGAAUGAGGAUCAUGUAGGUGACAGGUAUCUGAUAUGGUAGCUUAACUUUGUAAAUGGGAUCAGCUGUGGUCGAGGGUUUUGGCUCUAGUCCAGAGAAACUCUGCUGAUGGAACAGCUUGUCUCAGCAGUUUCAGGUGCUGACUCCGCUGGGGUGUCUCCACAACUUUCGGCUUUCCUGUUAUCCCUUUUCUUUUUUCCUCCUCUAUGAUCCUUUAUUCUCUCUCAUUUGGAUGUGUUUGAACAGAUGAAAGCACUUUGGAUAGUUGCAAGUUCUUGAAGGAACCUCUGUUUCUUAUGUCAGUGUCUCCGUGACAAUGACAAUAAUUGUUGGUGGUACGUUUUUUGGAGCUUUUUAGAUUUGCAGAGAAAAUGCAGAUUCUGGAUAGCAAAUUGUGUAAUGACUUCAUGAGCAUCUCAUUCUUUAAAUCUCUUGACACCAUUCAUGGGUUCAUGUUGACGGUUUGCAAUGCUGUCAGCUGAACUUGACAAGGGUCUGAAUCGCGAGGUGAACUGAAUACAGAAAUGAAAAAUCUAAUAAUCUAACCCUUUUUCAAUAUAUGUCAAUACGCUUAAAUCUGCAUAAAAUACAUUAAUAUUUUCACAUGUGACAACAAAACUUACAAAAAGCAUCUUUUAUUAUUGUGAUGUUAAACAUUGAUAGUUUAAACUGUAAAAUGCAUCAACAUUUUUCUACCUUUGGAAGACUUCCUUUCCUUUAAAAUACUUUAAAAUUUAUUAUAAAUCAUCAACGUCUAGACGCACAAUCUCUAACUCUUUUUCUUUAAAUAAUUUUCUCAUUGCACUCAAUUGUAAGGUCUUAAUUUGACUCUUAAUGAGGUACAUAUUUGUUAACUACUUGAUUUUUGGUAAAUGUGCGAAAUCUUGCACACUUUCUAAGAUACUUUUAAUGCUGAUAAAUGACAAGAAAUACAAUGCAGUAUUACAAUGAGUUGUAGCUUGCAUCAUGAGAUGUGGCAUGGCCUGCUGGUAAAAUUGCUACCUCAUGUUUUGAUGUCUGAAGAUUGCAGAGAGGGAACAUGACUGAUGGUCGACCGAUAAUAGAGUUUGCUGAUAAGGAUAACAGAUUAAUCGGCGGAUAGUUUUUAAAAUCGUUAUACUGAAUGUGUUUAAAAAAAAAAAUAUAUAUAUAUAUAUAUAUAUAU